AUGACUUCACAGACAACAAUAACAAGUGCCGACUAUGGUGUAACCAGCGAUGGACGCAAAGUUACUAGGUACACUUUAACAAAUGUCAAUGGCCUAGUCGUUAAAAUAAUUGACUUUGGAGGGGCCAUAACAGAAAUCCAUGUCCCCGAUAGGGAUGGGAAGCUAGAUGAUGUCAACUUGGGAUUUGACACUUUUGCAGAGUAUGAAGUUAACAGGCCUCAUUUUGGAGCUUUGAUUGGUCGCGUUGCCAACCGGAUUGCUGGAGCACAGUUCACAUUGGAUGGUCAAACAUAUAAGUUGUUUGCCAACAACGGACCAAACUGCUUGCAUGGGGGACAAGUUGGCUUUGACAGGAAACUCUGGGAAUCAAAGGUGAAGGAUGACAAACUGAUCCUGACAUAUGUGAGCGCUGAUGGAGAAGAAAACUUCCCAGGUGAGCUGACCCUCACUGUAGUGUACUCGCUGGACGACACUGAUUCCUUAACACUUGAUUACACGGCAACAACCACUAAGAAAACCCCAGUCAACUUUACCAACCACUCAUACUUCAACUUGGCAGGCCAUGCUGCAGGCCAUAUUAAUGAUCAUGUGAUCACGAUACCUGCCAACAGUUUUCUGCCACUGGAUCAGUAUUCCAUUCCUACAGGUGAAAUCAAGGCUGUGGCAGGAACUGAGCGUGAUCUGCGGACACCAGUUCGUCUUGGGGAUCGCCUGACCCAGGUGCCUGGUGGAAUUGGUUUUGAUAACAACUUCUGUCUGGACAACAAUGGGGAGUUUGUUCUUGCUGCUAGAGUGGACCACCCACCCACAGGACGAUACUUGGAGGUGAGAACAACUGAACCAGGCAUCCAGUUCUACACUGCUUACUACCUGACUGAUGUGACUGGCAAGGGAGGAGUCCCCUAUCAGAGAUUUGGGGCUUUUUGUCUAGAAGCUCAACAUUACCCUGACAGUGUGCAUCAACCCAGCUUUCCCAAUUCAUAUCUGAACCCAGGAGAGACCUACACUCAGAAGACUGUCUACAAAUUUGGAGCCUCCUAA
Messenger RNA from Candidula unifasciata, 1041 nucleotides. Lineage: Eukaryota; Metazoa; Mollusca; Gastropoda; Stylommatophora; Geomitridae. The record is from the annotation of a GenBank genome assembly.